Nylanderia fulva is the source of this 2150-nucleotide messenger RNA. RefSeq lists its product as uncharacterized. The record is from RefSeq and is a predicted model, not a curated record. NCBI's taxonomy places the organism in Eukaryota, Metazoa, Arthropoda, Insecta, Hymenoptera, Formicidae.
AGACGUACACAUACACACACACACAUUCGAGCCAUUAUCGGUCCAGGGAGUUUGAAGGAAGGAAGAAGAAGAAGAGCAAGAGAAGGCACAUCGCGGUUUUUUUCCAUUACAACUUGCGACGUAAAUUUGUCGCCUUUCGAGCCCUCUAUUUCCUUAAACGAAAGGCGAUAAGUGACAUACAAACUUUUUCCUGCUAAGGACAAUAGAAACGUGACCAUUGUUUUGGAAAGAAAUCUGGAUCCCAAGAAAAAUCAAUGUCGGGGGUUGCAACCUGAUGUCGCGUCGCGAAAAGUGACAGGAGUCUCGUCGGCACGCGGCUAAUUGCGGCAUUGAAUAUGCCACGGCGUCAGGUUAUGUUACGACAUCCGUCAUAAUAAACACAUAUAUACUCGCAAUGUCUGUAUGAUACAAUAUUGAUGAGGCGACUCAAAGACUGACGAGAUGUUGAAGCUGGACGAAAUCGAGUGUAAGAACGUGUCCAAGAAAGCGAGGAAGAAUCUGGAGGACAAGAAGAAUAAGGGUCACAAGAAGAAUAAACAUACCAGCAGCGGUGGACACAAGCUGAGAAGCAACAUGGAGCAACUUGCUCCGUGCAAGACAGAACCUGAGGAAGAGGAGACCUUGGAACUGUUGUAUCUCACAAAGGAUCCUAUGGCGUCCGAUGUCACCUGUAAAUUGGAAGAGGAACCAUCUGUGUCCGAGAACGAGAAUGAUUAUAUCCUGGUACCUCCGUUGGAGAGUCUGAAAGAUGCAGGAGUUAGUAUGGAAGAAUUGUUGGAGCAGAGUGUGCACAAUAUCUCUAAGAAUCAAAAGAAUGGUAGGUGGACACACAGUUACAAGAUGAUAUUCUUGAGAAAGUGCUUGGCUGAUGGGAAUGAGUCGACGGAGGAUGAGAUCAGUCAGAGCACAUCCUCUGACCAGCACGAGCGUAUUCCCAAGAUCGAGGAUUUCACAUACGAGAAUUCGAGAAAAAUCAAAAGGGACCAAAAGUGGACGAGGAAAUUGAAUCCUCUGUCCCUGCAUUAUACGGAUAAAAAUAGACCCUAUUUAAAGUGCUCGGCAUGCGGCGCAACCUUCUUCAGUCCGAAUACGUAUCAGAGGCAUCUAAUCUCCCACGUGCAUGAAACGGAGGAGAGUUACACGUGCAAUUUUUGUAAUUAUACAAACACAGAACUCGGAAUGUUAUUUGCUCACUUGACUAAGCAUCAAAACCAAUGUGAAUCCUGUAACGAGAAUCUAUUGCGGAAGGAUCACUACGAAAAGCAUCAGCGUGCGAGCAGCUCGUUGGAGUUCACGUUGAAGCGCGAUCAACACGGGAUGUUUGUCUGCGGGAUUUGCGAUUUGGUGUUCGAUCUUUCGGCUCAAUUGGAAAAACACUGGUUCAAACAUACCUGCAAGAGACGAAAAUCCUAUCAGUGCAACGAGUGCAGCGGCAUGUAUGAGAACCUGGAGACCCUGAAGAACCACAUAUGCUUGAAGUGUCCCAUUUGCGGCGAGGUUUACGAGAGUCUGCACAGAUUAAAGACGCACACCAGGUGGACGAAGCAUAAUCUAAAGUGUCCAAUCUGCUCCUACGAAUUCGUUCUCUCUAUGGAUCACAAAAAGCACAUGGCUCUACACAGAAAGGUUUAUCAGCCCAUGAAAGAUUAUACGCAUUGUUUGCGCGCGGCCGAUGGCAAGACUUUCCAAUGCAACCUCUGCGACAAGAUAUUUUACACCUUACAACCCCUAUUCACGCAUCUCACGGAGGAACACAAUGUGGGGAAUGUAAAAACGGAAGAGGCGAUGGAAGAUGAAACUUACGAACUGAAGGGAGACGCUAUUAAUAUAGUUGUAAUUCCUGACUUUAAAAAUGAGUGUGACUACUUUGAUAACUGUGAAGAUAUUGAUCCUAUGCAACAGGACACUGAUCUCUACGAUCCAUCAUAAAAGACGAGAGAAUAUCGAUCCGCUUGAGCUUAAGUUUGUAAAAAUAGAGGCGACACAUUUCUUCUGAAAAGAAUUGUUGGAGCUUUUGCCAACUUCUCAAGGAUUCUCAUAAUACUGAUACUCAAAUCGGACUACCAAAUGAUGAAAACUGAUACAAUUGUAAGUGCCGUUUACAAAUUAUAGAUAUGUAACUUAUGUAUAAAACGCUAUUUUUAAAGAUG